AUGAAGGAGACGGCGACGACGGUGGUUAGGAGCUGCGAGCUCUGUAAUGGCGAGGCGGCGGUUUGUUGCCCGUCCGAUUCCGCGUUUCUGUGUUGGAGCUGCGACGCCAAGGUUCACGAUGCGAACUUUCUCGUGGCUCGGCAUAUUCGGAAUAUUAUUUGUUUGAAAUGUAAAUCGUUUACCGGACAUCGUGUUUCCGGCUUCGGCGUGGCUCCGAUUGCCGGUCACUGUGGUUCGUGCUCGUCGCCGCCGCCGCCGGAGGAGGAGGAGGCUGAUCUCGGCGACGCGGUUUCUUCUUCUUCCUCGUCGUCGGCUUGUGUUUCGUCUACUCACUCCUCCGGUCAAAAGAAAAUGAGCGAUCAGUCUUCGGAGUCGCGAAACGAGUUUUCGAGCGAGGUUACUUUUCCGGCGACUGGAUUGAAGUGUAAAGCGAGAUCGCCGCCGGUACCGGCGAAGGUUGACCCCGCAGCCGAGGGCAUUUUCGUCAACUGGUGCAAAAGACUCGGAAUCGGCUCGGAGGACAAAGUUGUCCGUAAGGCUUGCGACGCUUUUCGGCUCUCUACUGCUCUGAUAACGGUUUUGCCGUUCCGAGCCGUUCUCGCGGCGUCUCUAUGGUUCAGCUUGAGAAGAUGCUGUGGCCACUCUGCGUCCACGUGGCGAGCUGUUAAGAAGCUCGAGGAGAUCUCCGGCGUGCCGGCGAAGCUCAUUUUAGCCGCCGAAUCGAAGCUCCAGCGGGUCGAAAAAGCCGGUAAGCCGCGCCGCCAUUGGUUGGAGGAAGGCUGGGAUGAGUCAUGA
Molecule: messenger RNA, 795 nt
Organism: Ipomoea triloba (trilobed morning glory)
Lineage: Eukaryota; Viridiplantae; Streptophyta; Magnoliopsida; Solanales; Convolvulaceae
Product: B-box zinc finger protein 32-like
Exons: 1
Coding region: 1-795 (264 amino acids)
Source: RefSeq, a predicted model, not a curated record